AUGGCCUUCGCCGGCCAAACGCCCACCAUCGUCGUGCUGAAGGAGGGCACCGACGCUUCCCAAGGAAAGGGUCAAAUCAUCUCCAACAUCAACGCCUGUAUUGCUGUGCAGUCCACAGUCAAGAGCACCCUCGGCCCCUACGGUGGUGACCUCCUGCUUGUUGACAGCAAUGGCAAGCAGACCAUCACAAACGAUGGAGCCACUGUGAUGAAGCUUCUGGACAUUGUCCACCCCGCCGCCCGUAUCCUCACGGACAUUGCCCGAUCCCAAGAUGCCGAAGUCGGUGACGGUACAACUUCCGUCGUUGUCCUAGCUGGUGAGAUUCUCAAGGAGGUCCGAGACCUCGUCGAGCAAGGUGUUAGCUCGCAGACCAUCAUCAAGGGUCUGCGGAGAGCCAGCGCCAUGGCGGUCAACAAGAUCAAGGAGAUUGCGGUGGAGAUGAUCGAGUCGGCAGGAAGCGAGGAAAAGAAGAAUGAGACUCUCCGGCGACUAGCUGGAACCGCCAUGAACAGCAAGCUUAUCAAGCGGAAUCAGGAGUUCUUCACAAAGAUGGUUGUCGAUGCGGUUCUCACUCUAGACCAGGACGAUCUCAACGAGAAAUUGAUCGGUGUGAAGAAGGUGACUGGUGGUGGUCUCCAGGAAUCUCUUUUCGUCAACGGUGUCGCCUUUAAGAAGACCUUCUCCUACGCCGGUUUCGAGCAGCAGCCCAAGUACUUCACGAACCCCAAGAUCGUUUGCCUGAAUGUUGAGUUGGAAUUGAAGAGCGAGAAGGACAAUGCGGAGGUCCGCGUGGAGCAAGUCUCCGAGUACCAGGCUAUUGUCGAUGCGGAAUGGCGGAUCAUCUAUAACAAGCUGGAGGCUGUCUACAACACCGGGGCCAAGGUUGUUCUCAGCAAGUUGCCCAUUGGUGACCUUGCCACACAAUACUUCGCGGACCGUGACAUUUUCUGUGCUGGUCGUGUCUCAUCCGACGACAUGGACCGUGUUUGCCAGGCCACCGCUGCCGCCACCCAGUCGACAUGCACCGACAUCCAGGAGCGUCACCUCGGUACCUGCGGCGCCUUCGAGGAGCGCCAGAUUGGUGGAGAACGUUUCAACGUCUUCUCCGAGUGCCCUGCCGCUAAGACAUGCACUCUCGUCCUGCGUGGUGGUGCUGAGCAAUUCAUUGCUGAGGUUGAGCGCAGUCUGCACGACGCUAUCAUGAUUGUCAAGCGCGCCCUGCGCAACACCACCAUUGUUGCCGGUGGAGGUGCCACCGAGAUGGAGCUGUCAAGCCACCUGCAUGGCUACGCCGACCGCAAUGUCCCCCACAAGCAGCAGGCCGUGGUCAAGGCGUUUGCCAAGGCUCUGGAAGUUAUUCCCCGCCAGCUUUGCGACAAUGCUGGUUUCGACGCGACUGAUAUUCUGAACCGCUUGCGCGUGGAGCACCGUAAGAACAACGUUUGGGCCGGUGUUGACUUCGACAACGAGGGUGUCCGUGAUAACAUGGUCGCUUUCGUGUGGGAGCCCAGCCUGGUCAAGGUCAACGCGAUCCAAGCGGCCGUGGAAGCAGCAUGCUUGAUUCUCAGUGUCGACGAGACAAUCAAGAACGAGGAAUCUGCCCAGCCUGGAAGCGGUCCCCAGCGCGGUAUGCCGCCUGGUGCUGCACAGCGUGCGCUCCGUGGCCGUGGUCGCGGAAUGCCUCGUCGAUAA
Messenger RNA from Penicillium waksmanii, 1692 nucleotides. Its product is annotated as chaperonin-containing T-complex subunit CCT7. The record is from RefSeq and is a predicted model, not a curated record. NCBI's taxonomy places the organism in Eukaryota, Fungi, Ascomycota, Eurotiomycetes, Eurotiales, Aspergillaceae. The transcript has 6 exons. Gene Ontology annotation, molecular function: ATP-dependent protein folding chaperone; ATP binding; ATP hydrolysis activity. Bases 1 to 1692 code for a protein of 563 amino acids. Gene Ontology annotation, cellular component: chaperonin-containing T-complex. Gene Ontology annotation, biological process: protein folding.